UCUCCUAACUAGUUGCUCAUCUUGAGCUGGCUUAACACACAACAGUCUGAUAAUGAUCGCCGAGAUGAUGGCUGAAUAUUCCAGCACACAAUCAGUUCGGUAUUUGUUCUCGGAAUAUUGGCUGACUGUUUGGUACAGGUUAUCGGGAACAUUGAUUGACACAUAUUAAACUGGUUGUAACAUUGUAACUGGGCCGUGGAUCCAUAUUUUGGGAAUAUCUCAAGUAUACAGGAUAGAUAACCAAUCCAACAGACAAACGUGCAUUGGAAAAAGUAGUACCAUUAGAUGUAGCAGAUUCAGGUUGUUUUGGAAUGGAAAGGAGAUAUAACAUAUUGAAGAAGGUGUGGAAAUUAUACAGAAAAUAAAUGAUACAUAGGAAACACCGAGUGAGUUCGGAACUUGUAUGUCUACCUGCCUCCACACAGGCAGCUUUUCAGUUGCCGAGUGCCUCAUUCACAGGAGCCAAGGCGGUUCCCGCGAUAUCGUUCAACACCCCGCCAAGGAUAGUGUUAACCGCUCCUUUCCCUCCACUUUACUGUUGGCCGCCGCCAGAAGGGGUUCUCAGAUCCCUUAUAGACACAGUUCAACACGCAGUGUGGCAACGGAGCAUUAUCCCCACUUCGACUUAGCAAGAGUAUCAUCCUAGUAUCAUCGGAGAACAAUCUAUACAGAGGAAAAGAUCUAUACUGUCAAUUGGGAUUGCGGUCCUGACAAAGUGGCACUGAUGACGAUCGCAGACAAGAUGGAAGGUCGCAUGUUGAAGGUUUUUCUUCAUAAGACACUUAAAGAAGGACUAGUAGCUAGGCGUCGAAGGUUGCGCUGGAUUACUGGCCCUGUCCAUAGCUAAAAGGUGAAAAUAAUAGAAUAUAUAACUUGCCCGCAGUCCCGGAGACUAACGUGACCAGCAGAGGAUAGCUGUAGUCCAC
This is a messenger RNA of Aspergillus alliaceus, 926 nucleotides long. RefSeq lists its product as uncharacterized. The transcript has 3 exons. NCBI's taxonomy places the organism in Eukaryota, Fungi, Ascomycota, Eurotiomycetes, Eurotiales, Aspergillaceae. The coding region runs from base 366 to 629 and encodes 87 amino acids. The record is from RefSeq and is a predicted model, not a curated record.